AUCCACUUCCCAAACUUUCCUCUCCCACCUUACCAGCCUCCCAACGCCCACACACUCUCAACUCCAACUACGAAAACUUACUCAAUUUCACGCACACCACCACACAUUUCAAGAUGUCCGGCUACAACCCCGCGCAAGCCACAACCUCCAACACCGAUCCCGCUACCCUUGCCACGAUCGACUCAAACGCGCGCGCUGUCCUGUACAAAUGCGGCGACUGCGACAUGGACGUCCCACUGAAGCGCGGAGAGCCGAUUCGCUGCAGGAACUGUGGACAUCGUGUUCUUUACAAGCAGAGGACGAACCGUAUGGUUCAAUUCGAAGCCCGGUGAGCGGUCGCAAGCUACCGUUUCCACAACUCGAACAGGUCAACGAGGGCGCGGAUAGGCGACUAGCAAAAUGGAUAGCCAGCUACGAGCGACAUUACGAUUAUACAUGGACGGGCGGACGAGACAAGGCGAGGCGAAAACAUUCCAACACAACAUACACCAGUCUCCUGCUUGAACCCAACGGACCCGGGAAUCUUUAAGCUUGCAUACACAUGGCGUAAAUUCACAGAGAUCGAUUAUACCACUUUCCCUUAUUCAUGUUAAGCGUUUCAUCUUCGAAAAGGCGCCACUUGCACUUUCCCUUACGACAAUGUGAGCAAGAUACAUACAGAACCAAGGAGGGAAUGCGAGGACAUAGCACAGGAUAGUUUGUGUAAUACAGACAUAUACCUUGAA
Molecule: messenger RNA, 725 nt
Organism: Pyrenophora tritici-repentis Pt-1C-BFP
Lineage: Eukaryota; Fungi; Ascomycota; Dothideomycetes; Pleosporales; Pleosporaceae
Source: RefSeq, a predicted model, not a curated record